GUAACGGAAAGUCCCAGGCGGGAUCGAGUCCGAAGCGGUCGUCAUUCUAUCAUGAGUGCCAGUUGUAGUAAACUCCGUCCCAUCUCCUUCACUGACGCGCUGCGCCACCGCGCCCCUGGCGUUGGUGGCCGCGGAAAGGGAAACGACUCCAUCAAACAGUAAGAAACGGCACGUGAUCCCCGCCCGCCAGCUGCAGGGCCCAGCCAACCCCGCCAAAUUGGCUGGCGACGGGCCGCGGUGCACGUCUCAAACAGGCUCCGCCUCGAUGCGAUUACUGUCCACGGUUAGCGAGCCUGGCCUGGUAGUAAUCCCACACUACGCCUCCGAGGCAGCACCAACAACCCCGGAUUCCUGUGCUGCUGCUUUGGAUAUAAGAAUUUGGAUUGCAACGAGCCGAGAGAGCGUUUUUGUUUUAUCCAUCAUCACACCAAUCCAACAACACCAACAACAACAUCAACAACAACAUCAACACACUCCGCCACUUAUAACUCCAUCUCGUCCCAGCUCGCCAGAUCUGGACACCUACUAACCGUGCCUGCUUUUCCAACUUUACCAUUGGGCUUCGUUUAUAUCUAGCAACCUUUACUUUUCUCCUUUUUCACUUUUUCUCCAUUUUCCUCCUUUCUCUCGAACCACCACCCACCACAAUCGCAAAUCACAAUAGGGACCAUCGCCAAAUCGUCGACCCCUGAAAUUCAAGUCUAACCAACCCCCCUCCACCCCCUCCGCGCAGCGUUUCCUAUUUACUACCAACUCACCAGAACCCACAGACAUCAAAAUGCGUUGCCAGACCUUCGCCGCCUUCCUGCUCGCCGCGGCCCUGCCGGCCAUCGCCUCGGCGGUCGACGCUAACACGCAGGGUUCGGGCCACGACUCGCGGCUGAUCACCCGCGACGACGCCGGCCAGACUGACUUUUACGACCCGGAGCACAGGCGCCAGCUGAUUGCCCGCGGCCUCAGCGACGUCGAGGACUUCCCGCCCCAGGUGCAGGCGCGCUCCGAUGACGCCGAGGCCGGGGAGGACUUUGCCGACGCCGAGGCCGAGGACAGCGCAGAGGCCGACGACGACGCGUUUGCUGACGACGACGCAGAGGCCGACGAUGAUAACGCGGAUGCUGCCGAUGAUGAGGCCGACGCCGGCGACGAUGAGGCCGACGCCGGCGACGACGAGGCUGACGCUGCUGAUGACGAAGCAGAUGCUGGCGACGAUGAGGCCGACACUUCCGACAAUGAGGCCGACACUGCCGACAAUGAGGCCGACACUGCCGACGACGAGGCCGACGCAGGCGAUGAUGAGGCUGACACGGCCGACGACGAGGCCGAUGCCGGCGACGACGAGGCGACGUUUGACGACGACAACGCCAGCGCCGCCGCCGGCGACGACGAGUUCGCCGACCUCCUUGAUGACACUGCUAACACCGACGAUAACGCCAGCAGCGAGGACGCCUCCUCCUCUGCCCUGGACCGCCGCCGCGAGGAGACGGUCGAAGUCGACUCCGCCGAGGACGGCGAGGGCGAGUCCGAGGUCCUGCGCCGCGGCGUUACGGGCGAGCCAGCCUUUGUCAGGCCCGUCGCCAGGCGGCACCCGAGGCACUUCCGUGGCUUUGCUUAAGCCGACGGGGAUAGGUUGUUUCGUUUCCUUUUGUUGUUGGGGUUGACUAUUUCUUUUUUUUUUUCCCCUCAUGUUUUUGAUACCUUUUGGCGUUUGGAGCGGGUUACAGUCUAAAAAGAGCGCCGCUUGAUUUUGUGCGGCGCUGGAUAUUAGUGCAGUUUUAGUCUGCAUCUGAUCGAAUUUGAACAUUCCACCUUCUUCACAUGUCCCCUCUCUUCUCUUCGCUGAAAUACAACGGGC
Gaeumannomyces tritici R3-111a-1 is the source of this 1852-nucleotide messenger RNA. RefSeq lists its product as hypothetical. The coding region runs from base 779 to 1612 and encodes 277 amino acids. NCBI's taxonomy places the organism in Eukaryota, Fungi, Ascomycota, Sordariomycetes, Magnaporthales, Magnaporthaceae. The transcript has a single exon. The record is from RefSeq and is a predicted model, not a curated record.